AUGCUCCUCCGCGGCAACCCGCACAAGGACAUCCUCGCCCUGCACGCCCGCUACGGCGACGUCGUCCGCCUCUCCCCGUCCCUCCUCUCUUUCCAGGCCCCGGACGCCUGGAAGGAGGUCAUGGGCCACCGCAAGGGCGGCAAGCUCGAGGAGAACGCCAAGCUGCCCGACUUCAUCGACGAGCGCCACGCCGACCUCAUCUCCGCGAACCGCGAGGACCACGCCCGCUACCGCCGCAUUUUGUCUCAUGGCUUCUCCGCCAAGAGCAUGCAGGACCAGCAGCCCAUCAUCAAGUCCUACAUCGACCUGCUCAUCGAGCGCCUGCACAGCAUCGCCGGCCAGGGCCCGCUCGACGUCGUGCAGUGGUACAACUUCACCACUUUUGAUAUCAUCGGCGACCUGGCCUUCGGCGAGUCCUUCGGCUGCCUCGAGAACUCGGACUACCACCCGUGGGUGCGCCUCAUUUUUGAUGAUAUCAAGGUCGGCAUCUACUUCUUCGUCUUCAAGAGCUACAAGCUGGUCGAGCCGCUGCUCAAGAUGUUCGUGCCCAAGUCGCUGCUCGACAAGCGCGUCGCGCAUUACCAGCUCAUCGAGGAGAAGCUCGACCGGCGCAUCGCGAUGGGCACGCCGCGGCCGGACUUUGCGCAGUCGAUGCUGAACAAGACUGGUGAUGAAGCCCUCACCCGCACCGAGCUCAUCAUGCACUCCCGCCUCCUCAUCAUCGCCGGCUCCGAGACAACAGCCACCGCCCUCUCCGGUGCCACCUACCUCCUCUGCUCUAACCCGUCUACCCUCGCCAAGCUCAACCAAGAGGUCCGCUCCGCCUUCGCCUCCGAGGACGAGAUCGACAUCAUCUCCACCGCAAAGCUCGACUACCUCCAGGCCGUCCUCGAGGAGGCCCUGCGCAUGUACCCGCCCGUCCCGAGCGCUUUGCCCCGCGUCACGCCGCCGGGCGGCCAGGAGAUUCUGGGGCAGUGGAUUCCCGGGAACGGAGUUGGUAUCUUGGGGGUGAAGGAUUCUGACGUGAAAGAACAGACGACGCUCGACAUCUGGCACUGGGCAAUGUACCACAACGAGAAGAACUUCCGCAAGCCCUUCGAUUUCCACCCGGAGCGCUGGAUGGGCGACCCCGAGUUUGCAAACGACUCGCUCGACGCCCUUAAGCCGUUCCACAUUGGCCCGAGAAACUGUCUCGGCAUGAACCUCGCCUACGCAGAGAUGCGCAUGAUCCUCGCCCGCGUAAUCUACAACUUCGACCUCCAGCUCGCCGAGGAGAGCAGGGACUGGCUGCGCUGCGACCAGCACCAGGUCCACAUCCUCUGGAACAAGCCGCCGCUCAAGGUGCACAUGACGCCCAGGAAGAGAGAAUAA
Messenger RNA from Colletotrichum chrysophilum, 1371 nucleotides. RefSeq lists its product as uncharacterized. Lineage: Eukaryota; Fungi; Ascomycota; Sordariomycetes; Glomerellales; Glomerellaceae. The transcript has 4 exons. The record is from RefSeq and is a predicted model, not a curated record. Gene Ontology annotation, molecular function: heme binding; monooxygenase activity; oxidoreductase activity, acting on paired donors, with incorporation or reduction of molecular oxygen. The coding region runs from base 1 to 1371 and encodes 456 amino acids.